AUGGAAAUGUCCAUAGAAAUGUUCAUAUACAUGUUUAUAGAAAUUUUGAUAGAAAUGUUCAUAGAAAUAUUCAUAGAAAUGUUCAUAGAAAUGUUCAUAGAAAUGUUCAUAGAAAUGUUCAUAGAAAUGUUCAUAGAAAUGUUCAUAGAAAUGUUCAUAGAAAUGUUCAUAAAAAUGUUCAUAAAAAUGUUCAUAGAAAUGUUCAUAGAAAUGUUCAUAGAAAUGUUCAUAGAAAUGUUCAUAGAAAUGUUCAUAGAAAUGUUCAUAGAAAUGUUCAUAGAAAUGUUCAUAGAAAUGUUCAUAGAAAUGUUCAUAGAAAAGUUCAUAGAAAUGUUCAUAGAAAUAUUCAUAGAAAUGUUCAUAAAAAUGUUCAUAGAAAUGUUCAUAGAAAUGUUCAUAGAAAUGUUCAUAGAAAUGUUCAUAGAAAUGUUCAUAGAAAUGUUCAUAGAAAUGUUCAUAGAAAUGUUCAUAGAAAUGUUCAUAGAAAUGUUCAUAGAAAUGUCCAUAGAAAUGUUCAUAGAAAUGUUCAUAGAAAUGUUCAUAGAAAUGUUCAUAGAAAUGUUCAUAGAAAUGUUCAUAGAAAUGUUCAUAGAAAUGUUCAUAGAAAUGUUCAUAGAAAUGUUCAUAGAAAUGUUCAUAGAAAUGUUCAUAGAAAUGUUCAUAGAAAGGUUCAUAGAAAGGUUCAUAGAAAGGUUCAUAGAAAUAUUUAUAUAA
This is a messenger RNA of Psylliodes chrysocephalus, 714 nucleotides long. NCBI's taxonomy places the organism in Eukaryota, Metazoa, Arthropoda, Insecta, Coleoptera, Chrysomelidae. The record is from the annotation of a GenBank genome assembly.